Messenger RNA from Melitaea cinxia (Glanville fritillary), 2094 nucleotides. RefSeq lists its product as uncharacterized. Gene Ontology annotation, biological process: proteolysis. The transcript is spliced from 2 exons. The coding region runs from base 1 to 2094 and encodes 697 amino acids. Lineage: Eukaryota; Metazoa; Arthropoda; Insecta; Lepidoptera; Nymphalidae. Gene Ontology annotation, molecular function: nucleic acid binding; zinc ion binding; aspartic-type endopeptidase activity. The record is from RefSeq and is a predicted model, not a curated record.
AUGGCGGACGAAGACAAAAGAAGUAACGGUGAUGGCGGGCGAGUCCACGUGGCGAGCCAUUUGAAUACGAUGGCCUCACAUCUUUACGAAGGUAUAAUUUCUAAAUUUAACGGUACCGACAAAACACUCAGCUCUUCUAAAUGGCUACUAGAUUUAGAUGAAAACGGCGAGCUAUUUGGGUGGACACCGGCACAAAAACUUAUCGUGGCGCGGCGUUGUCUGACGGGCAGCGCGGAGCUGUGGGUCAGGUCAGAAAAAGUAUUUAAAAGUUAUGAUGAUUUUAAAACGGCGUUAUUAAAGGAAUUUCCUGACUCAGUCAAUAUUAAAGAACUGCAUGAGCUACUGUCGGCAAGGAAGAAAAAAAAAGAUGAGACUUAUUAUGAGUAUAUGCUCGUUAUGAAGGAGUUGGGAAGGAGAGGAAAAAUCCCUGACUAUAUAGCGAUACAGUAUAUAGUUGAUGGAAUAAUUGAUUAUGAGUGUAAUAAAGCUAUUUUGUAUGGUGUCACUACAUAUCCUAUGUUGAAAGAAAAAUUGGCUAUUUAUGAAAAUAUGAAAAAGAAGAUAACAAAAAAUCGUCAGGAUUCACCACAAUUAUCAUCAAAAGAAAAAAAAGCCGAUUGUGCAUCGGUUCGACGCUGUUUCAAGUGUGGUGAAAAAGAUCACAUAGCAAGUAAAUGUAAAAAUGGUGUUAAAUGCUACAAAUGUAACGAGUUCGGCCAUAUUGCGACGUCAUGCGUUGAAGGGCGGGAUGGUGAGAAGUUCAACAAACGACAUGAAGUUGGCGUUAGUGAAGCUCGCGCGGCAAGAUGGCAGCCUCGCGCUAUGUACUUGAAGUCGGCAGCGAAUGCGCAGGCGACUUCCGGUGGUGAUGACGUCACAGCCAGAGAGCGUUCUGACACUACUGAUCAAAAUGGCGGCGCAAGCGACAGCUCUGAAAGGCGUAUCUGUCAAAGCUGUCAAUGUCAACAGGCGUUAAAUGUGAACAUUCAGUGUAGGAAUAAUAAAUCAGUGAAAUUAAUUGAAAUUGGUGGUUUAAAAGUUGAAUGUUUAAUAGAUUCCGGUAGUGAUCUAAAUUUAAUAUCGCAAGACUUGUUUUUCGAACUAAGUGUUACCUCCUACGUAAAGGAAAAUAUAGAAUUUACUGGACUUGGUGCUACAAAGAUUUAUUCAUUAGGGAAGAUUGAAUGUGAAGUAAAUUUUGAUGGACACUGCUUUAGUUAUAUAUUUUAUGUUGUGCCCAAAGGGGUUAUGCCUUAUAAUGUAAUUUUAGGUCAGCCAUUUCUUCAAAACACAAACCUUGUUUUCAAUAAAGGGGUAGUGAAUGUUUGGUCACAAGAGAAUGGUGGUAUGUCACAUUGCUUGUUUACAGGUGUUACCGAAGAACCAAUUGUGUAUGUGCCAGAUCAGAAGCUAAAGACUGAAGUGGAGGAUCUUGUGAAAAAAUAUUCUCCUGUUCAAACCAAGGAGGCACCUAUUGAGAUGCACAUUGUUAUGAAGGAUGACAUUCCUGUCGCACAGAGACCAAGGCGUUUGGCUAUCAAAGAACAACAGUUGGUAGAUAAUCAAGUAAGUGAGUGGUUACGUAACGGUAUUAUUAAACCUAGUUAUUCAGAAUAUGCAAGUCCUUUAGUACUGGUGAGAAAAAAGGAUGGUUCGACAAGGAUAUGCGUAGAUUACAGAAAAAUUAAUGCUAAAAUAGUUAAAGAUGAAUUUCCACUUCCAGUAAUAGAAGACCACAUUGAUAAAUUAUUAGGAGCAAAAAUUUAUAGUAAACUAGAUUUGAAAGAUGCAUUUUUCCACCUAAAAAUUAAUGAAAAGUGUACAAAGUAUACAUCAUUUGUAACCCAGAACGGACAAUAUGAAUUCACCCGAGCACCUUUUGGCUUAUCUAUUUGCCCUAACUAUUUUACUCGGUUCAUAAAUUGUAUUUUUAGGAACCAGAUUGCGGAGGAUGGAGUGCUGAUAUUCAUUGACGAUGUAAUAAUACCAGCGAUAUCUUAUAAGCAAGGAGUAGAGAAGCUAAGAAAAGUCCUGCAAAGAGCGGCUGAGUAUGGUUUGCAAAUCAACUGGCGAAAGAACAGAUGCAGUGAUUAG